AUGACUCACCACCAUCACCAUCGUCGAAACUCCAGUGCUCUCCCCGGCCGCAUGGGGCUUGCUGGCCUGACAUGGCUUUUCUGGCAUACCUUCGUGGCCAGGGCUGCCACCGUGACGUACGACUUCAACAUCACCUGGGUCACAGCGAACCCGGAUGGCAUGGCAGACCGACCAACAAUCGGCAUCAACGGGCAUUGGCCUAUUCCUACCAUACAUGUCAACGUGGGAGACCAGCUCGUCGUCAACGUGCUGAACUCUCUCGGCGACGUGUCCACCUCCCUUCACUUCCACGGCCUCUUCAUGCGCAGUGCCGCUCACAUGGACGGGCCAGUGUCCGUGACUCAGUGUCCCAUUCCGCCAGGAGAGCGCUUCACCUACAAUUUCACGGUCGACCAGCCCGGGACAUACUGGUAUCAUUCCCACAUCCACGGCCAAUACCCCGACGGCCUAAGAGGGCCACUCAUCGUCCAUGACCCAGAGACGCCCUUCAAGGACAUGUACGAUGAGGAGGUCGUCAUGACCGUGUCCGACUGGUAUCACGAGCAGAUGCACGGCCUGCUCAGCUGGUUCAUGAGCAAGGCCAACCCGACGGGAGCUGAGCCCGUGCCCAACUCGGCCUUGCUCAACGACACGCAGAACCUGACGGUCCCUCUGCAGCCGGGCAAGACGUACCUCUUCCGCAUGGUCAACAUCGGCGCCUUUGCCGGGCAGUACGUCUGGUUCGAGGGCCACAACAUGACCAUUGUGGAAGUAGACGGCGUGUACACGCACCCGGCCGAGGCAAGCAUGAUCUAUCUCUCUGCUGCUCAGCGCUGCAGCUUCCUUGUUACGGCGAGAAACGACACCUCGGCAAACUUCCCCAUCGUUGCCAGCAUGGACACCGACCUGUUCGACAAACUGCCGGAUGAUCUCAACUGGAACGUGACGGGAUGGCUUGUCUAUGACUCGGCACAGCCACUCCCAGGCCCAGCCGUUCUCUACGAUCCUUUCGAUCCCUUCGACGACAUGGGCCUCGUACCCUGGGACAACCAGACCCUCCUCGGCGAGCCAGACCAGACCAUCUCGCUUGACGUGAUCAUGGACAAUCUCGGCGACGGCGCGAACUACGCCUUCUUCAACAACAUAACUUACGUCGCACCCAAGGUACCCACGCUCUACACCGUCCUCACCGCUGGCUCGUACGCGACAGAUCCAGCAGUGUACGGCACGUACACGCACCCCUUUGUCCUCGAAAAGGAUCAGGUGGUCGACAUCGUGCUCAACAACCUCGAUCCGGGCAAGCAUCCCUUCCACCUGCACGGCCACGCCUUCCAGGUCAUCUGGCGGUCCCAGGACGAAGCGGGCACUUUUGCCGACUCGAAUGUGACGGCGGCGGAUUUUGCGAGUGUGCCGAUGAAGAGGGAUACCGUGGUGCUCAGGCCGAACGGGAAUAUGGUGCUGAGAUUUAAGGCUGAUAAUCCCGGAGUGUGGCUCUUCCACUGCCACAUUGAAUGGCAUGUGCAGUCAGGCCUCAUGGCGACGUUUGUCGAGGCGCCGAUUGAGAUGCAAAAGACUCUCACCAUACCGCAGGAUCAUCUUGCUGUUUGUGAGAAGGCGGGUGUGCCGACGGCGGGGAAUGCGGCGGGGAAUAGCGUGGACUGGCUGGAUUUGAAGGGGGAGCGGACGCCGCCUGCCAGGUUGCCCGAGGGGUAA
Messenger RNA from Parathielavia appendiculata, 1692 nucleotides. RefSeq names its product multicopper oxidase. Gene Ontology annotation, molecular function: copper ion binding; ferroxidase activity. The record is from RefSeq and is a predicted model, not a curated record. Gene Ontology annotation, biological process: reductive iron assimilation; cellular response to iron ion starvation. Lineage: Eukaryota; Fungi; Ascomycota; Sordariomycetes; Sordariales; Chaetomiaceae. Gene Ontology annotation, cellular component: high-affinity iron permease complex. The coding region runs from base 1 to 1692 and encodes 563 amino acids. The transcript has 5 exons.